GCGUCGGUCUGUCAGUGGUGUAAUGAUGGCGUCCUCAGCGGCUCGCUGUUCCACACGCUGGAUGACAAUCGCCGUGUCCGCUGGACACAGGCGUGCAGGGUGUGCCUUCGCCUCCACUCUCCAUGGGGGUGUCCGUAGUCUUUCCACUAUCGGAACUCCGAAAAUCUGGCCGGCAGGCAGAUCAUCACGUGGAGGGAUGGGAAACGUCAUGACAUUGAGCGGACUGCCAGUUUCGAGUAUCAGGUCCCCUCAUGUCAUCUGCACGCUGUCCUUCCACACAAGCACCCCUGCUGCAAACAAGCAGGACUUCUACCAGAUUCUGGGUGUUCCACGCGCAGCCACCCAGAAGGAGAUUAAGAAAGCGUACUACCAGAUGGCCAAGAAGUACCACCCAGACACCAACAAGGACGACCCUCAGGCCAAAGAGAAGUUCGCUCAGCUAGCUGAGGCUUACGAGGUGCUGAGUGACGAGGUGAAGAGGAAACAGUACGACACGUACGGGACGGCGGGCUUCGACGCGGGGGCGGGGCAGCGAGGGGCGGGGCAGCAGCAGUACUGGAGCGGCCAAGCCACACACGUGGACCCGGAGGAACUGUUCCGCAAGAUCUUCGGGGAGUUCUCCGGAGCUCGUGGCUUUGGAGACUUUAACGCUGUGUUCGACCAGCCACAAGAGUACAUCAUGGAGCUGACCUUCACCCAGGCUGCCAAGGGCGUCAACAAGGAGAUAACCGUCAACAUGGACGCCAGCUGCCAGCGCUGCGAUGGCAAAGGCCAUGAACCUGGUACCAAGGUCCAGCACUGCCACCACUGCAACGGCUCCGGCAUGGAGACGGUGAACACGGGGCCGUUCGUGAUGCGCUCCACCUGCCGGCGCUGCGGGGGGAAGGGCUCCGUCAUCUCCACCCCCUGCGGAGGCUGCCGGGGCACGGGGCAGACCAAGCAGAGGAGGACCGUCAUGGUGCCCGUGCCUGCUGGGGUUGAGGAGGGCCAGACAGUCAGGAUGCCAGUGGGAAACAAGGAAAUCUUCAUCACGUUCAGGGUCCAGAGGAGCCCGGUGUUCCGGAGGGAUGGGGCGGACGUCCACUCUGACGUCCUCAUCUCUGUGGCUCAGGCCAUACUGGGGGGCACGGCCCGCGCUCAGGGCCUGUACGAGGCUCUCAACCUCACUAUCCCAGCUGGGGUCCAGACUGACCACAGGAUCCUCCUCACAGGAAAGGGGAUCGCCCGGAUCAGCGGCUACGGCUUCGGAGAUCACUAUGUCCACGUCAAGAUCCGAGUCCCAAAACUGCUGACAGACAGACAGAGAGCUCUGCUCAUGAGCUACGCUGAGGACGAGACCGACGUGGAGGGGACCGUCAACGGUGUCACCAACACCACUACAGGUAAACGAUCCACGGGGAGCUAGGAGGUUCUGCUGGGGGGCUGGGGAGCGUCGGAUGGGGCCAGGUGUGUGGGCGUCAGCAGGGAGCGCUGGAGGGGGGCUGGGGAGCGGAGACGUGUUGGACGAGGACUGGACUGAGCGUGCCCUGGACAGUGACUCGCCGUUAUCCUCCUGCCUCACAGAGAAAACAUCCAAAACAGGAAGUGAUGCAACACAUUUCUGACCCUCACGCCUGUGAUUGGCCUUAACACCGGAUUUGAUCAGAAAAGGUGUGUUUGCAUCCUUCCUUCAUAAAGGAGGACUGUUUUCAGCAAAAACAAGAUUUCGGAAUCCCAGACCACGGAAAGAAAAUAAGUAAUUUCCCCAGAUGCACUCUGAUGUUUUUGUCUGGUCAUUGUACGUUUUGGACAAUUUCUGUGUUUUAUAGAAACCAUGGAAACCACAAUCUUGUAUCUGCCACUCUCUAUAUUCACUUGAUCACCAGGGUGAAACUGUGAUGAGUCAAGUUGUUUUGAUGAUGCAUGAGCUGUCACUAAGGAGGGUUGAAACAAGUUCAGAUGCCCUGAACGAACAGGAAGUAGACAGCAGGAUAUAUCCUGCUCUCCAGACGCAGAGCAGAAGACACGCCCACACUUUAACUAUGUUUGUCCUUGUUCAUCAUACAUGUACAUAGAUAGCUGUUCAUAAUGGAAUUGUGGAAACCAACGUGUCAGAAACUAGAGAUAUAAUAUACAUCUAUAAAUAAUAAAACUCCAGUCUG
Molecule: messenger RNA, 2141 nt
Organism: Hypomesus transpacificus
Lineage: Eukaryota; Metazoa; Chordata; Actinopteri; Osmeriformes; Osmeridae
Gene: dnaja3a
Product: DnaJ heat shock protein family (Hsp40) member A3a
Exons: 11
Coding region: 23-1405 (460 amino acids)
Biological process (GO): protein folding; response to heat; negative regulation of apoptotic process
Cellular component (GO): mitochondrion
Molecular function (GO): heat shock protein binding; protein kinase binding; ATP binding
Source: RefSeq, a predicted model, not a curated record